Schistocerca americana (American grasshopper) is the source of this 1894-nucleotide messenger RNA. RefSeq lists its product as uncharacterized. Lineage: Eukaryota; Metazoa; Arthropoda; Insecta; Orthoptera; Acrididae. The transcript has 3 exons. Gene Ontology annotation, cellular component: membrane. The record is from RefSeq and is a predicted model, not a curated record. Gene Ontology annotation, molecular function: phosphatidylinositol bisphosphate binding. The coding region runs from base 60 to 362 and encodes 100 amino acids.
UCUGCCGGAGGUUGAAAGGAAUCCAUUUGGUAAACGCUGAUAAAGUGACUGAUUUCGCAAUGAAAAUUGUGAAGUUAGGGCUUUCCGAGAAGUUACAGCAGAGGGUACAUGUCCAUCUGCCAGGAUCAACGACGCUGUUUAACCACGUGUCUAAAGAGUACCUGCCAGAUGAACUAGGAGGUACUGCAGGUCCUACCGACAAACUUGCCUAUGAAUUCAUCAGGAUGGCGGAGAAGAAGAGAGACUGGUUCCUGGAGCAAAACCGCUACACCUCGGACGAGAGCAAGAGGCCACCGGACAACCACUACGCCGGCGACUUGUUCGGAGUGUCGGGAUCCUUCAAGAAGCUCUCAGUAGACUGACGCCGUUACAGUUAAUUUAGUAGACUCUGCUUCUUGGUGACAGAAAAUUGUGAUACACACAGAGAACCCGAUCCCCAUCGGCAAAAUUUCAGAGUUUGUUUCUUAUAUUUUCCGAAUAAUUCACUGUAUUGAACCCAUGAUCUCCCUUGGUUCGUUUAAUUGUAUUUCCUUUGAUGCUUUCUUGCUGUUUUGGUCUUUAGUUCGAAGGCUGGUUUGAUACAGCUCUCCACACUAGUGUAUGUUGUGUAAACCUCUCCACCUUUCCAUACCUACAGCAACCUAUGUCCAUCUCAACACUUCCUUCAACUAUAAAAUCGACGAUCCCUUGAUAACGCUGUCUGCGUCAUUUCAACCGAGCCCUUCUUUUACUUCAAUUCUGGUUUUCGGUAAUUAUUCGUCCUACCCACCAAAUCUACAGCAUUCUUCUGUAACACCACACCGCAGAAACCUCUUUUCUCUUCUUGUCUGAACAUUUAAACCUUCACAUUUGAAAUGCGUACAAGGCUACACUCCAGACAAAUUCAUUCAGAAAAGACAUCCUAAAAAGGAACUUUACAUUCAAUGUUAACAAAUUUAUCUUUUUCGUAAAUGCUUCCCCUGAAACUGUCAGUCGCAAUUUUAUGUUCUCAGUGCUUCGACCAUCGACAGCUAGUUUACUGCCCAAAUAGCAAAACGCAUCUACUGUUUCAAUUUCCUUUCCUAAUAUAAUCCGCUCCGCAUCCCCUGAUUUAAUUCCCUGACCAUUAAUUCCCGUUACAAGUAUCUCCACGAUUAACUUUACCGCCUUAAUCUCCAGACUGCAUUAUAUCUGUGAUAGGUUACAACCCUGUCUCACUCGCUCCUAAACUCUCUUCGUGGUGUUAGUCUCUUAUAACUGCAGUCUGGUUUCUGCACAAGCUCUUCGCUACCUGCAUUCAAUUCCAUCUGCCUUCACAAUUUCUUAGCCACACUAUCAAUUUUUUUCUCUAAAUGUAUAAACGCUAUAAAAGUGGUUUGUCUUUAUGCUGUCUAUCUUCUAAGAUGAGUAGUAUAGUCAGUAUAGCAUCGCGUGUUCCUGUAUUUCUCCGGAACCCAAACGGAUCUUGCUCAACUUCGGCUUCUAGCACUUCUGCAAAUAACUCGCAUCAGUAUUUUGUAACCAUGACUUAUCAAGCUGAUGGCUUCCAAAUAUUCCCAUCUGUGAGCACCUGCGUACUGUGGAAAAGGUAUUAUUACUGACAUCUUGAUUUCUCAUCCCACUUUCCCUUCUGCUUUGUAUCUGCACCGAAUUGAAAAUAUCUAGCAAUUAGUAUAAAAGCGAAUGAAUCAUAAUCACAGUAUCACUCUAUAAAUAGAUACCGGAGACCACGGGACCCUUAUACAAAAAUGCUCUGAAAAUGUCCUUGAAAAACCUCUGAAAUUUUGUUUGUGGAUCGUCUUAAUCUGCGCGUGUCUUAAGCAUGUUCUUCUACACGGUCAACGAGAUUCUUACUAGCCCAGUGCAUUGUGCAUGUAAAGCUUUUCUUUGCGUCUGGUAUGAUUCUUGGAGUAAA